Messenger RNA from Dicentrarchus labrax (European seabass), 11922 nucleotides. RefSeq names its product dedicator of cytokinesis protein 3-like. Gene Ontology annotation, molecular function: guanyl-nucleotide exchange factor activity; small GTPase binding. Lineage: Eukaryota; Metazoa; Chordata; Actinopteri; Moronidae. The transcript is spliced from 55 exons. The record is from RefSeq and is a predicted model, not a curated record. Gene Ontology annotation, cellular component: cytoplasm; plasma membrane. Gene Ontology annotation, biological process: small GTPase-mediated signal transduction. The coding region runs from base 1071 to 7586 and encodes 2171 amino acids.
CUUUACCGAUCUCCCAGCGCUCACACACACACACACACACACACACACACACACACACACACACACACACACACACACACACACACACUGAUCUCCCUCUCUCGGCCGUGCAACCCACUCUCUCUCUAUCUGUAGGCUUUUCAUUCGUCUGAUCCUCUUUAAACUGAUGUAGGCUUCCCCGCUGCUGGCUGCGCACGACUCUCUCCGCCGGUCGGUUCACAGCGACCCCGAGCACCGAGCGGACCGGACUCUCUUAUUCUUCCUCUACUGCACACAACAAGUUUGACAGCUGCAACGGGCGAACACGGCACAGCGGGAGAAAAUGCGUGCGUACGUCUAAAUAAGAAAAUAACAACAACAACAACAACAACAACAUAGCGGGAGCCGGGGAGUCGGAGAGAUGCCGCACUGAAGGGGAUCCCUGCAAGGCAAGAGACUGCUGGGCUAAACUGGACGGAAACACGAUGGUUUUCUGAUUUUCCAGUAUGGACUGGGAGUGUUGAGCGCUCUCUUUACUCUGAUAACAUCCUCACUGUCUGACACACACUUACACUGUAUUUAUUAAAUACCCCACAGCACCACAGUGGCUGGGGGAUUCACAGCAGUGGUGGUACAGUAGCCUGCUGCCCACUGCCCUGACCUCAUAGUACUUUUUAAAUAUCCACUCCCUGUGGAAACAGCAGACCCCUGUCGCUGUGAGACAUCUUUACAGAGUCCCUGCUGUCGUUGUGGAUGAGGGUUUUACCGGCUGGCUGUCCCGGUAGAGCGCAGUAGCUACCAGCAGAGAUGGACAAACACAUUGCGCCAUGCGUCACACCAAACCUGACAAUGAUAUGAACCAGUGCAUCAUUCCCUCAUCAUUUAAAGCAACUUCAGCCUAUCCGACGUCGACACCUGAAGAGAGAUUAUUUCUCCCCCUUCUUGAACAUUUGAAGUAAACUUUUCCUCUCCUCCCCCCGCGCUGUGUCUCCCCCCCCCUCUCCGGUGAUACCUCUGUAGGAUUCCCAUGAAGCGGCGCAUCGGGUGAUUAUACUUUCUUGGGGAUUUUGCUCUUUGCACACCGGGACAUCAUGUGGACGCCGACGGAGGACGAGAAGAUAGGAGUGGUCAUCUGCAACUUCCGGGGCUCAGUGACUCAGGGUUUGGCUCUGGAGGUGGGAGAGACGGUUCAGAUUCUGGAAAAAUGUGAAGGAUGGUACAGAGGAUUCUCAACAAGGAAGCCAAAUGUCAAGGGAGUUUUCCCAGCCAGCUACAUUCACUUGAAGAAAGCCAUUGUCACCAACCGAGGGCCGCAUGAGACUGUGGUGCCUCUGGAAGACCCCAUUGUUACUGAGGUGACGUCAACACUACAGGAAUGGGCUCUACUAUGGAAGCAGCUCUACGUGAAACACAAAGUGGAUCUGUUCUACAAGGUUCGUCACGUGAUGAUGGAGCUGAUCGACCUGAGAAGGCAGCUCUUGUCUGGUCACCUGACGCAGGACCAGAGCCGAGACGUCAAGAGACACAUCACCGUCAGACUGGACUGGGGCAACGAACACAUGGGUCUGGACUUGGUGCCCAGAAAGGAGUUUGAGAUGGUGGAUGAAGACCAGAUAAGCGUGUCAGAUCUUUAUAAGAUGCAUCUGUCUAGCAGACACAGUGUACAGCAGAGCACCACACAGGGUGACGGCACCCGGCAGCGACACGGGGAGCCGUGUAGAGUUCCAGUUCCACACCACCUACUGGUCAACCUGAAGAGCUUCACCUAUAACAGCAUAGGAGAAGACACGGACAUAUUCUUCUCUCUGUAUGACCUGAGAGAGGGCAAAACCAUCAGUGAGAAGUUCAUGGUGAGACUGAACAAGAACGGAGGACCAAAGAAUCCAGAGAAGGUGGACAGGCUGUGUGCCCUCUUUACGGACCUGAGCAACAAAGACAUGAAGCGAGAUCUCUACAUCAUCUCCCAGGUCAUCAGAACAGGUCGCAUGCUGUUGAAUGACAGUAAGAAAGGCCCUCCGCACGUUCAGUACCGCCGACCGUACGGCUGUGCAGUCCUCGCCAUGAGCGAUGUGCUGCAGACCAUCUCAGAACUCAAAGAGGAGAAAGAUUUUGUCCUGAAAGUCUACACGUGUAACAAUGAGAACGAAUGGUACCAGAUCCACGAGAACAUCAUCCGGAAGUCCAGCACCAAAUACACAGCUCCCAGCACCAACUACGGUCUGAUCAUCUCUCUGCAGCUGCUGAGGGGAGACAUGGAGCAGGUCCGCAGAGAGAACCCGCUCAUUUUCAGCAGGGGGGUGGCCAUCACUCGCAAACUGGGCUUCCCUGAUGUCAUCAUGCCAGGUGACAUCCGUAACGACCUGUACCUGACCCUGGAGCGAGGGGACUUUGAGAGAGGAGGGAAGAGCGUUCAGAAGAACAUUGAAGUCACUGUCUACGUGCUAUAUGCUGAUGGAGAGAUCCUAAAGGACUGCAUCAGUCUGGGUUCAGGUGAGCCCAGCGUGCCGGAGCACCGCUCCUUCGUGCUCUACCAUAACAACAGCCCUCGAUGGAGUGAAGUGAUCAAACUGCCGAUUCCCAUCGACCGCUUCAGAGGGUCCCACCUACGCUUCGAGUUCAGACACUGCUCCACAAAGGACAAAGGAGAGAAGAAGCUUUUUGGUUUCGCUUUCACUCCUCUGAUGAGGGAGGAUGGAACCACUCUCUCAGACGAGAGCCAUGAACUCUAUGUUUACAAGUGUGAUGAGAACACAACCUUCAGUAACCAUGCCCUCUACCUGGGCCUGCCCUGCUGUAAGGAAGACUUCAACAGCUGUCCCAGCAUCCCAUCCAGCCUCAUCUUCCAGCGCAGCACCAAGGAGACGUUCUGGAUCUCCACACAGCUCUCCUCCACGAAGCUCACUCAGAACGUGGACCUCCUGGCCCUGCUUAAGUGGAAAGCCCAUCCGGACCGGGUCAUGGACAUUCUCGGUCGGCUACGGCACGUCAGUGGAGAGGAGAUAGUAAAGUUUCUCCAAGACAUUCUGGACACAUUAUUCUCCAUCUUGGAUGACAACACUGACAAAUAUGGACCGCUGGUGUUCCAGUCAUUGGUGUUUAUUAUAAACCUACUCAGGGACAGUAAAUAUUACCACUUCAGGCCGGUGAUGGACACAUACAUCCAGAAGCACUUUGCAGGAGCGUUGGCUUAUAAAGAGCUGAUCCGCUGUCUGAAGUGGUACAUGGACCGCUCUGCAGAGGUGGUCAGACAGGACCACAUACAGGAAGCAAUGAGGGCUCUGGAGUAUCUGUUCAAGUUCAUCGUCCAGUCUCGGAUCCUCUACUCUCGGGCCACUUGCGGUAUGGAGGAGGAGCAGUUUCGCACCAGCAUCCAGGAACUCUUUCAGUCCAUCCGCUUCGUCCUCAGCCUGGACAGCCGCAACUCAGAGACCCUCAUCUUCACACAGGGCCCUCAGCCUUGUCCAGGCCCAAAUCAAGCCCCAGGCCCCGGCGUUGCUUCCUUAGCACUAGCCCCUGCCCCGGGCCAAGCCCAGCCCCCUGCCCCAGGACAGGCUCCUGGCGGCGGGCAAGCCAACUGCACUCAGGCCUGGAGCUCCAACGCUCUGCGGCCAUCUCCGCUGUCAGCCGCUCUGUUGAACUCGUUCCCAGCGAUCUUUGACGAGCUGCUGCAGAUGUUUACGGUGCAGGAAGUGGCUGAGUUUGUGCGCGGCACUCUGGGCAGCAUGCCGUCCACGGUGCACAUAGGACAGUCCAUGGACGUGGUCAAACUGCAGUCCAUAGCCCGGACAGUGGACAGCAGGCUCUUCUCUUUCCCAGAGUCUCGAAGGAUCCUGCUUCCUGUGGUCCUUCAUCACAUCCAUCUCCAUCUGAGGCAGCAGAAAGAGCUGCUCAUCUGCUCUGGAAUACUCAGCUCUAUAUUCUCUAUUAUCAAGAGCAGCUCACUGGACACGUCCGUGCAGGAGGAGGUGGAGAUGAUGGUAGAGUCCCUGUUGGAUGUCCUCCUGCAGACGCUGCUGUCAAUCAUGAGCAAGAGCCAAUCGCAGGAGGCGGUAAGGGGUCAACGCUGUCCGCAGUGCACCGCGGAGAUCACUGGAGAGUAUGUGUCCUGCCUCCUGUCCCUCCUCCGCCAGAUGACAGAUAUCCACUUCCAGCACCUGAUGGAAAACUUUCAGAGCAAGGAGGAGCUCAAGGAAUUCUUGUUGAAGAUUUUGUGUGUGUUCAGAAAUCUGAUGAAGCUCAGUAUUUUCCCCCGCGACUGGAACAUCAUGAGGCUCCUCACCAGCAACAUCAUCUUGACCACAGCUCAGUACCUUUCUCCUGCUCUGCACAAGAACUUCACAGAGGCAGAAUUUGACUUUAAGGUGUGGAACUCUUACUUCAGUCUGGCGGUGCUGUACAUCAACCAACCCAGUUUACAGCUGGAAAACCUGAGUGCUGCUAAGAGGAAGAAGGUCUUAGACAAGUACGGAGACAUGAGAGUGAUGAUGACCUACGAACUGUUCAGUAUGUGGCAGAACCUCGGUGAGAAUAAGAUCCAUUUCAUCCCCGGUAUGAUCGGCCCGUUCCUGGGAGUGACGCUGGUUCCUCAGGUGGAAGUACGAAACAUCAUGAUCCCCAUCUUCCACGACAUGAUGGACUGGGAGCAACGCAAGAACGGAAACUUCAAACAGGUGGAAGCUGAGCUGAUUGACAAGCUGGACAGUUUGGUUUCUGAGGGGAAAGGUGACGAGAACUACAGAGAACUCUUCGGUUUGCUAACCCAGCUGUUUGGGCCCUACCCCAGUCUGUUGGAGAAGAUCGAGCAGGAGACGUGGAGAGAGACGGGGAUCUCCUUUGUUACCUCGGUCACUCGGCUGAUGGAACGACUGCUGGACUACCGGGACUGCAUGAAGGGAGACGAGACAGAGAACAAGAAGAUUGGCUGCACUGUUAACCUCCUGAAUUUCUACAAGUCAGAGAUCAACAAGGAGGAGAUGUACAUCCGCUACAUCCACAAACUGUGUGAUAUGCAUCUGCAGGCUGAGAACUACACUGAGGCUGCGUUCACUCUGCUGUUAUACUGGGAGCUGCUGCACUGGGAUGAGCGGCCUCUGAAAGAGUUCCUGCAUUAUCCUGCUCAGACCGAGUGGCAUCGCAAGGAGGGGCUCUGCCGCAAAGUCAUCCACUACUUCAACAAGGGAAAGUGUUGGGAGUUUGGUAUUCCUCUGUGCAGGGAGCUGGCCUUCCAGUAUGAAUCUCUGUACGACUAUCAGAGUCUCAGCUGGAUACGGAAAAUGGAGGCGGCAUAUUAUGACAACAUCAUGGAGCAGCAGCGUCUGGAGCCAGAGUUCUUCAGAGUUGGAUUCUACGGCAGGAAGUUCCCUUUCUUCCUCAGAAACAAAGAGUUUGUCUGUCGCGGCCAUGACUACGAAAGGCUAGAGGCCUUCCAGCAAAGGAUGCUGGGAGAAUUCCCGCAAGCUAUUGCGAUGCAGCACCCCAAUCAGCCAGAUGAGGCCAUUCUGCAGUGUGAUGCACAGUACCUCCAGAUCUACGCAGUAACACCGGUGCCGGACAGUGUCACCGUCCUCCAGAUGGACAGAGUCCCUGAUCGCAUUAAGAGCUUCUACCGAGUCAACAACGUUCGCCGUUUCCGUUACGACCGACCUUUCCACAAAGGACCCAAAGACCGAGAUAAUGAGUUCAAGAGUCUUUGGAUAGAGAGGACCACCCUGAUCCUCACUCACCCUCUGCCUGGGAUUUCACGCUGGUUUGAGGUGGACAAGAGAGAGCUGGUCGAGGUGAGUCCAUUAGAAAAUGCCAUCUCUGUGGUGGAGAAUAAGAACCAGGAGCUGCGGACUCUGAUCAGCCAGUACCAACACAAGCAGCUGCAUGGCAACAUCAACCUGCUCAGCAUGACGCUGAAUGGAGUCAUCGACGCUGCAGUUAACGGAGGCAUCGCCAGAUACCAAGAGGCUUUCUUUGAUAAGGAGUACAUCACCAGCCACCCUGAAGACACAGAGAAGAUCACUCAGCUCAAAGACCUGAUGCAGGAGCAGGUUCACGUCCUCGGAGUUGGCCUGGCCGUGCACGAGAAACUGGUCCACCCAGAAAUGCGUCCCCUGCACAAGAAACUGAUAGAUCAGUUCCAGAUGAUGAGGAGCAGCCUCUGCCAUUGUUUCUAUGUGGCGUUGCAGGGUCUGCCUGGUUUAGACAAGGUUGGUUCAGGAGCCAACACCCCCAGAGGGAUCCUGGCCUCUCACAGCCCGAUGAGCCCCGAGAGCUUCAAACUCCUGCACCGGCACAGUCCCAUAGCUGUUUUGACUCCAGUGCGCAACUCCUCCUCCUCUCUCUCCUCUCACAACUCCAGUGAGACAGGGAACGUUGGCAGCCUGCUGAUCCUGGCUGAUGGCAUGGUGGUGGAGCACCCCGAGGACUUCUACCGCAUGCAGGCAAGCCCCUCCUCCUCCAGCCUUAGCUCCACCCACUCUGCACCCUCCCAGAUGAUAAACUCCGCCCCCUCAACCAUCAGAGUCGGCUCUCCUUCCCUGCCGGACAAAUACAGACACAACAGGGAGAUGCUGAUGCUGCUGCCACCUCACAGAGAGAGACCGAGCAGUGCCAUGUACACCAACAUCACCGAGAACGGACAGCCGACGAACUUCCAGCGAGCGUUGUUCCAUCAGGUGAUCGGUCCGUGUAAACCCUGCAGUGACCCCAACCUGUCUGUGGCUGAGAAAGUCCUCACCACUCCCAGUAGUUGGAGUUUGGACAGUGGUACCAGAGAAGCCCUCCCCUUCCUCACUGCCCAUGUUGGCAGUGUCAUGGCGCCUCCUGUUCCCCCUCGCAACCUGCCUCAUGGGCAACACCUGUCGAUGCACUUUGACGCUUUCCACCACCAGGUCAGCGACCUCCCUCCAGCUCUCCCUGCGCGCUCCUUAAGAAAGUCUCCCCUGCACCCUAUACCUGCCUCGCCCACCAGUCCACAGUCCAUCCUGGAUGGCAGUAACUCCACAUUAUCAGGCAGUGCCAGCUCUGGAGUCUCCUCCCUCAGUGAGAGCAACUUCGGCGGCCCCGCCUCCUCCUCAGACCCCCCGGCCAGUCGCACAGACACCCUGGAGUCCGUCCCCAGCAGUCAGGCCUGGACCACCGACCAAGAAGACCUGGACUCACUUUAUCAACCCGUCAGGUACAGCGUCUCUGAGCCCGACGUCCUCGAUGGAGUGAAACCCCCACCCUGCCGCAGCCACUCCGCCCCCGGAGGCGUCACCCCGGCCCAGGCAGGGGGCCAAAUCCAGCCCCAGGCUCCGGGUUCGGCCUCCACUGGAGCUCCACAGCAGCAGGAUGGGCUGCCGCACCCCCAACACCACCACUACUACCACCACUUCCACCCACACUACAUCCCCCACCACCCGCCUCUUUACCACCUCCACGAGCCUCCUCCAGCCCUGCCCCCCAAACCCUACCUCAGAGAGGGGUGUAUCCCUGAAGAAGACCCCCUGAACACCCAGUCUGCACCCCCUCCUCCCGCCCCCCGGCCCAUGCCACGCAAGAUCUCCCAGCCCAUAAUCGCAGCAACCAAGGAUGAGCAAGCGAAAGUGGCCUGGGAGCACGGCAUCAGUGAGGAGUGAGACGUCGGCUGAUGAUGAUGAACAGAAUAUGAACUCUUUUCAGAAGAGAAGUGGAGUGAGAGCAAGAGCCUAAAACCGAUGAGAAACUGUCAGACUCCCCCCAGUUGUCCCGGUUCAAUAACCAAACUAAUCAUUGAAGAUGAAGGUUGAAUGGAUCUGCUCUCUCAGUACAGUCAGCUUUCAACAUCUUUUAACCAAAUGUUUCUCAUGUCACUGCAUCCUGAACUAAAACUACUAUUUAAUCAGCUUUUUCACUAAAUCUAUCAUAAUAAUGUCCACAAACACAUAUUUCUAAAUGCAGUCGCACUCGUACUGAAAUUGCACAGAUAUGUAUCUUAUCUCAUGUUAGUUAUUGAUUUUAUUUUCACUGAUAAUCGAACAUUAUCAUUCAGAUUUUUAAAUAACAAUUAUACCCUGUUCUCUAAAGCAGCACUUUAACAAAGCAACAGAGCACCAAAACAUAUGAGAAUUAUAAUCUUAACAUAUUUUUUAUAAAAGCAGGGAUUAUUUCGAUGCUACGUAACGAUAAAGUGAAGAUCUCACUGAAAACAAGUCGAAUUAAAGAGUCCCGAACAAACAGCCAAUCAAACGACAGAUUGAGCUCCGCCCCAGUCGUCUUAUUUGUCAGAUAAACAAACAUUAUUAUAUUUUCCAACACAAAAAAAACAAAGUGUGUAGAUAUAAUACAGUAUAUAGACGUAUAUAAAUAUAAUUUCUAUUUAAUCCAUAUACUUUUGAUUGAAGGUGAAACCUGUGUAGAAAUAUGCAAGAUAUAAAUGAGCCGUUAGUAGCUGCUGGAGGAUUUAUGACGCGACGACGCCUCACACACAAACACUCUGAAAAUGUUGCAUCCCAUAAUUUCCGGGGUCAAGAAAUCAUUUUAUUUAAUGCUGAAAAGGCGUUUAAACCUGCGCAGGGUGUUUUUUUUUUAGCAGAGGAGGCGUUCAAGGGAAGAAGCUGUAAAUGUGUGCGAGGCAUCAGAUGGAGGAUAUUUAUAGAGAAUAUUAACGAUAAUAAAUAUACACUUUUUGCCAUUUUUUUAUGAAAGUAAUGAACUGUACAUUUUUUAAUCAGGUUUUGUAUGCAUGUCGAUUCAUCGGGAGUUUGAGCUUAAACAGAGACUGUGAGCGAUCCACAAAGGUUAAACUACUGCAGAACUUCUGUGCACUGAUGUGUUUAUAGUUUAUAGGAAGAAGAAGCACUUUGAUCACAGAGGAUUUUAAAAUCUACAUGAUUUCAUCUUUGUGAUCCUGGUGUGUACGAGUACUGUGAAGGAUAAUACUUUUGUAUUUUGUUUGUUUUAAAAAAUGUUUUUACUUUUAGCCACCUGCUCAGAUAUGAUUAUGUACAUACUGUCAUCCUGCAAUGCACCUAAUCACUCCUCCUCUCCUUUUUUUGGUUGAAAUGAACAAAACUGAACUGUGAACAGCUGUUAGCUCCCCUGGUUUAGCUUCCUAACUGUGUUUCUGUCACAGCCGUUUACACUGCUCAGCGUAUUCUGCCUGAUGCUGGAUCAUAUGCGGACUCACACGUGGUUAACUGUCAUAUUUAUGUGCACAGAUCUGAAUCAUAAAGUCUCAGAGGACCUUUUAAAGGUAAAACUCCUGCAUAUAUAACUUAGAAGAUGUUAAAUGAUAAGACUGCUGAUAUUGCACUGUAUUUUAUUUUGACUCAGUCCCACACACACCAUCCUGUUUCUAUAAAUACUAGAACACCAGAUGUGUAUUAAUCCGCCACUGAAAAUAGUCCCCAACAAAUACACUAUUUCCUCCUGUAUGAGUAACAGUUAUAGGCUGUUAUAGGAAGUGACUGAGCCUGAAACUUUUUUCGUUUUCAGUAAGAACCGACAGAGACAGAGUAGUAAGAAAUAUUAAUAUCUAUUAUUGAUUAUCUAUUAUAUCUGCUUGUGGUUUUGCCAUCAAGUACUAAAAAUGUCCGGAGUACCACAGUAUAUGUCCACAGGAUGCGUCAUUUCCAGCCUGUAAGCAGACAGAAAUGCAUUCUGGUAUAAAGCUUUUAUUUAUUAGGGGGUAAGUGGAUACAGCGUUGGAGACGGGGCUCCGUUCAUUCCUGUGGAAGCUGCUCAGUGGUGCAUGAAGCCAAAAACAAUUUGAUUUCCAGACAUAAAAUGACCUGAAUCUUCUGCAUAUGUUUCCACACUGUGGGGCCUAUAGAGGAAGCACACUAGAGACUUCCUCCGUUCCUAGCUUCCAGUUCAGCCCUCCGCUAACUUGUAUGAAGAUAUAAUAACUGAAUGGUCCAGGUGCAGUAUGGAUCCCGGCUGUUCCCUGUGUGGUUCGAUGACGUUUAAUGAAUUCACUGCCACUAGAGCGCCUCAGACCAAAUAAUGGGCACCAGACUCCAUUGACAAAACCAGUGAUUUUACCUCGUACAUAAAAACACAAUUCCAACUGGACAGAAACAAAUCAAACUCACCAGUCUUUCCAACAUUCUCCAACUCUGGUGGACAAAUACGCCAGAGUCCGUUUAAAAGAACUAACCCUACAGACCGAGCCUUAAAGAACAUGUUAAGACUAUCAGUAUUGAUCACUCGUUGUUGCUGUUCACUUUGUUAAUGAAGGGCAGCUGACAGGUUAGAGGAGGAUUCACAGGAGUUCACUGCAAUAAUGAACACAGGUCAGUCUGUGUUGUUACAGCAGUGUGGGUUAAACUAGCAAUUUGUGAAUAAUUGUCUCACAUCAGGAAAUUGUACGCAGAGGAAGAAGGAACAGGUUGACCAUAAUGUGACGUUGCAGGCUUUACAAUAAGCCGAUUGACAGACUUUGUUAAGUGUAACUGAAUACAACUCACCAUUAUUUUCAUUAUCCAUUUAUCGAUUAGUUGUUUGGUCCAGAAAGUGUUGAUCACUGUUUUACAAAGCCUAAGGUGGCGCCAUCAAAUGUUCUGCCCACAACCCAAAUAUAUUCAGUUCACUGUUAUGGAGGAAAAUAGCUUUUAGCCAUAAUUUAAGAAUUAAUUGAAUUCCAUCUCAUUCAUUCUGAUUUUCACUUCAGAUUUUACAUCUAAAAAAGAAAGAAAGCAAAAGCACCACUAGUAUAACUAUAUUUUAAAAGAAUCCAUCUUUACACACUAAUCAUGUAUAUGUGCACCUGUUGAGCCAAUACAUCAAUCAUUAAUCAUUAAAUCAUACAUAUGUUCCAAUAUAGAGAUAACUUCCAUUUAGCCAAAAAAUACACUUCAAGUAUUCACCACAUACAUUAUAUGAGUGUGAACAGACUCGUUGGUAGUUUGGUUCUGGAAUAAUAACACAAUAACACAUUACAGUUCAACAGCACAACCUCCAUCCUCCAAAAGCCUCCCACAGUUCAAUCAGCAGCUCUCUGAAACUGUUUCAAUCUCAACAUCAUGAUGUUCAUGAAGGAAGGGCUGUGGUGUUAGGUUGUGUUAGUUUGAGUAUACUCAGCAAUCACAUGUAAACUUAAUUCUGGCAGUAAAUCGUCCAAACCUGUUGAGAUUGUUCACGUCUAUAAAAAAAACCUAUGCAAAGCCUGUUGUGAUCUGAGAAGUCCACUUUGAAUUAUUUGUUGUUUCUCUGAGCUUUUUUCUUCAUACUUGUUUGUUUUUUAAGCUCGAGAGACAUUUAAGAGACAUUUGCUCAAAUUUGGUUCUUUAUAAAAGUGUCCUGUAGGAAGACGUGUGAUCAACACUUGUAGAAGAGAAUAGAGGAGGAGAAGGGUUUGUGCUAACUGAAGCUAAAGUACAGCGCUGUGUGUGAAACAAAGGCUCAUUCUCACUAAGAACUACAAGUACCAGUUUGUGUGUAACGUUGUGACACUAAAUCCACUGAACACACACUUUGUUUUUGUAAUCGCUGUAAUGGAUGAAGAGAGGAGGGAAAGUCAGUGCACGGAGGAGGCGGGUUGAUUUCUGUGUACAUAAACAAGGAGAGAGUGUAUUUAUACCGAUCAUAAAGGGCAAACCUUGUAUACAUGUAGAUUGUGAUUGUCUUGCCUUGUACUUUCUGAUGUAAAACUGUUUUUAAACCUAGACAACAGCAAACAAUACAAGUUCCUUUUGUCUAAUGAUUCUGAUUAUUUCAGGGCAGCUGAGCGGAGCUUCAUUAUUAUUAUUUUGUGUAUUUUGCAUCAAUGACAAAUCCAGAUAGUGAGUUACUAUGAUGGUAUUCUUUGUACAAUGAUGCUAAUAAGUAUUUCUUGUAUAUAAAAGUCUUUAUUGUGUUAGCAUGGGUAUAAACUGUGACGUGUAUGACGGUAGAUGUAAAUACUCACGUUUUUUUCCUACUCACUAAACAAACUGCUGUGUUGUGGAUUCAUGAUUAAUGACAAACAUUAAACAAUAAUGUUUUAUUGACUCA